UCCUCGCACGGCGCGUCGCCGCCGACUGAUUCCAUGAUGAUGAUGAUGAUGCUUCAAAUUCCUCCGCCAACCUUCGAAAACCUCAGUUGUGGUUCUCACUUUGGUCUUCUCUCUCUCUCUCUCUCUUGCUGCCACUUCAGAGUGCUCGUCGCGGAGUAUUAGUUCCCACAGUGUUGCGGUUGGCAGUGAUUUUAGGGACUCGUCUAGUCCAGGGUUGUGCGAUUUGCAGGCGUGGAGAGUUGGUGCUGUGUGCUUGAGAGCUGAUUACGUCGGGGAGCAUGACGAUCGGACACAGACGCUAUAGCUCGGUAGAUACGUUGGGAUGUAUGCUCGUGAACCGUGCCGACGAGCCUCCUGCUGCGGCGGACCGCUCCAUCUCCUCUCACGUGUCAGACACCGGAGUUGCUGAGCGGACAACAACCAACCGCCUGCAGCGAUCCAGGUCCAGGUCACUGUCCACAUCCUUCCUAGGAAAUUUGAAUCUCGGAAGCAGGAGGUUUACGGGUAAAAAUGAAGAGGAUUCAUCAUGCAACCUGGAGACUCAAUCACCGAAGCUUAACUACAAAUCGGCGACGGAGAAGAAUCGGGUGGUGCAACCCGGUAGUCGACGGGUAAUAGAAGACAAACAGGACCAUUCUGCGAAGCCUGCAGCAUGGAAGCAGGCUCUGAGGAAGUUUAGAGCUGAGGCUAAGCGCCGCGUGCAUCCGGGGCGAUCGCAUGAAAUCUUAACAAACUACGACGCUGAGAGUUAUGAGAAAAACUUUUACGACAGCGAGAAAGGGUCUCUCUGCACAAUGGUUAACGAUUACGACGAGCUCGGGGUGGGGGUGGGGGCUACAGUGCUUCACUCAUAUCCUCUCACGAGGUUGCAUCUCCACAGGCUUGAGGAUUCGUCCGGGCACCACGCUCCUGCUAAUCUCUCAAGGACCACGUCUCUGCCGGCUGCGCCUGCGAAUUCAGCCCCGAAGCCGAGAGAUGAUGGUUUACCCAUUUGGCAGCGGCGAAACAUUUCUCGCCCGCUCGCGAAUCUGCGAUUCGCGAAAUCAGUUUGAAGUGUUGUUGCGCUUAGCGACGGAAAUCCUUCAGCCGCUCGGAAGUAUGUCCAAAUGUAGGGUUUACUCCCUAAACUUUACAAAAAUGAUCAAAACUAUUCAGAAAUAUUUGUUAAAUAAAUCCAUUGACUGAUUCCAUUUUUUACGGCAGCGCGUAAUAAAACGGAUUCCCCGGCAGUAAAUAUUCUGGAUGAUGAAAGCGGGACCCAGAUUACAGAUGCAAAUCCCAAGAAAGUGUACAUAAGAGACAGCUUAUGGAAAAAAGUAGGUUUAGGGUUUAGGAUUUAGGGUUUGAGGAAGGAAGAGAUUGUGACCCACAAACGGUGACUGCAGUUUGAGUUUUUGCCAACCUUCAAAGGAAAAUAGAUUCAUGCUGUAGUUACCCAGUUCAUGUGAUGCUUGCGGCUUCAUGUACCACAGAAACAACACGUUGUGUUGAUAAAUUAAAACAUUUUGUUUGAAAGAAUCGUAUGCUGCAGUAUUAAUCGAUGAAGCUUGCAUUAAUUUGCUCAA
Messenger RNA from Physcomitrium patens, 1565 nucleotides. RefSeq lists its product as uncharacterized. The record is from RefSeq and is a predicted model, not a curated record. Lineage: Eukaryota; Viridiplantae; Streptophyta; Bryopsida; Funariales; Funariaceae.